AGGGUUCUCCUAUCUCGAUCGCAUUCACGGGAACAUAAUUUGUUGGCUGCAUUUGAGAAAUUUUGUAUCGAGCAGUCAUGGAUCGUGGUGGAGAGAAGAGAAAGAUAGACUAUCCAAAUUCAAAUGGUAUUAAACGUACGAAAUCUGACGAACAGAAACCCAGUGGAUUCGAACGUGAAUUAGCGAAAUUUGGUCCCACGGAAAGUCGGACAUCAAAGUGGCGUAGACCUCCUUUACCCGCCUUGGACAUCUCAAAAGAUGCCUUGAUAUUUCAACAGCUUGACUUAGACCAUUAUAUUGGUCAACAUUUUCCAGGAAUGCCAGGGUCUGCUGUAGGCCCCGUCCCUAUUGUGCGUGCAUAUGGCAUUACCAUGGAAGGAAACAGUGUCUUGUGUCACAUCCAUGGCUUUGUACCAUAUUUCUUUAUACCAGCACCUUCCAACAUGAAGAAAGAUGAUUGUCAUGCAUUUAAAGAGGUGCUCAAUAAAGCUGUGAUUGCAGAUAUGAGGUCAAACAGAGAUAAUGUUGUUCAGGCAGUGCUUGCUGUCGAUCAUCACACAAAGGAAAGCAUUUAUGGUUACCAUGAAAACAGAAAGAUACCAUUUCUCCAGAUAACUAUGUCAUUGCCAAAGUUAAUUGCACCUGCAAAACGAAUUUUGGAAUCUGGCAUUCGAUAUAACAUUGAACCUGAAAGAGCUUAUACAACAUAUGAAAGCAAUAUUGAAUAUGAGAUUCGUUUUAUGGUUGAUACUGGCGUGGUUGGCUGUAACUGGAUCGAACUACCAGCUGGUAAAUAUCUCAUGAGGAAAGAGAAUCAGAAAACUUCAAGGUGUCAGUUGGAAGUUGAUAUUGCUUGGGAUGAGUUUAUUAGUCACCCUUGUGAAGGAGAAUGGCAAAAGAUCGCUCCAAUUCGAAUUCUGAGUUUCGACAUUGAAUGUGCUGGGCGCAAGGGAAUCUUCCCAGAACCAGAAAGGGACUCGGUCAUUCAGAUUGCUAACAUGGUUAUUCGUCAGGGUGAGAAAGAUCCAUUCAUUAGAAACGUUUUUACCCUCAACACAUGCGCGUCAAUAAUUGGAUCGGAUGUGAAAUCUUUUAAAAACGAGAAUGAUUUACUUCAGGGAUGGUCGAACUUCUUGUGCGAUGCGGAUCCUGACGUCAUCACUGGCUACAAUAUCGUUAACUUUGAUCUACCUUACUUGCUCAACCGCGCAAUUGCGUUGAAAGUGCUGAAAUUCCCAUACUUAGGCCGGAUCAAGGAAGAUAAAAGCACCGUGUCUUCAACAACAUUUCAGUCCCGCGCCUACGGAAAAAGGGAAAACAAAGUUAUCAAUAUCACUGGUCGGGUACAGUUUGACUUGCUGCAUAUUUUGCUCCGAGACUAUAAACUUCGAUCCUACACAUUGAAUUCAGUUAGUUAUCAUUUCUUACAAGAACAAAAAGAGGAUGUUCCGCAUUCCAUCAUCACUGAUUUACAUAAAGGUACUGACCAGACUCGUCGUCGGUUGGCAGUAUACUGCCUUAAGGAUGCCUUAUUGCCAUUACGUCUACUAGAGAAGCUCAUGUGCGUUAUAAACUACAUGGAAAUGUCUCGAGUGACGGGCGUUCCUUUCAGUUACCUGUUAUCCAGGGGACAGCAGAUUAAGGUUAUUUCUCAGCUUCUUAGGAAGGCACAAACGCAAGAUUUGGUCAUCCCUGCCCAAAGGAUUGAUCCAGGUGAUGAAUACACUGGUGCUACUGUAAUCGAACCUGUAAAAGGGUACUAUGACUCCCCAAUUGCCACUCUGGAUUUUUCGUCAUUGUAUCCGUCUAUCAUGAUGGCUCACAACUUGUGUUACACAACGCUGCUUACAGAAAAAGGCGCCAAAGAACUUGCUCCUGAUGAAUAUAUAAAGACACCAUGCGGUUCAUAUUUUAUUAAAUCGACGAAAAGGAAGGGAAUAUUGCCAGAGAUUUUGGAAGAUCUAUUGAGUGCGAGAAAGAAAGCAAAAACGGACUUAAAGAACGAAACAGACCCUUUUCGCAAGAAGGUACUCGAUGGUCGACAGUUGGCCCUAAAAGUUAGCGCUAACUCCGUAUACGGCUUCACUGGUGCUCAAGUUGGAAAGCUACCCUGUCUUGAAAUCUCCUCGAGCGUAACUGCAUUUGGGAGGAUGAUGAUUGAGAAGACUAAGGAACUUGUUGAAGAAAAAUACAGAAUAGUAAAUGGAUAUAAACACGAUGCGCAGGUUAUAUAUGGCGACACGGAUUCUGUUAUGGUAAAGUUUGGUACAGAUACCGUUGGGGCAAGCAUGGAACUUGGAAAAGAAGCUGCUUCUUACGUCACCUCACAUUUUAUUCAACCUAUUAAACUGGAGUUUGAAAAGGUUUAUUUUCCGUACCUUUUGAUCAGCAAGAAACGGUAUGCAGGAUUGUACUUCACGAAACCCGAAAUUCACGAUAAAAUGGAUUGCAAAGGAAUAGAAACGGUUCGUCGAGAUAAUGCUCCAUUAGUUGCCAGCCUUAUCAAUAGUUGUCUGCAAAAAAUCCUCAUUGAUAGAGACCCUCAAGGAGCAAUCGAAUACACGAAACAGGUUAUAUCCGACCUAUUGUGCAACAGAAUAGAUAUAUCACAGUUAGUAAUUACGAAAGAACUAACAAAGACGGGAGACGAGUAUUCCGGAAAGCAAGCUCAUUCAGAAUUGGCUGAAAGGAUGAAGAAAAGAGAUGCGGGAUCCGCCCCUAAAUUAGGCGAUCGUGUCCCAUACGUCAUCAUCGCAGGGGCAAAAGGAAUGGCUGCGUACCAGAAGGCGGAGGAUCCUAUUUAUGUACUAGAAAAUAAUAUCCCUAUCGAUACAACUUAUUAUUUGGAAAACCAACUGACAAAUCCUCUGAUGAGAAUAUUUGAACCAAUCCUUGGUGAAGAUAAAGCGAAGUCUGUGUUAUUUAAGGGAGAACAUACAAGAACAAAAACUGUCGUUACGUCAACGAUUGGAAAGUUGGCGAACUUCGCUAAGAAACGUAGUACUUGCAUUGGUUGUAAAUCAGUGCUUCCCGAUGACCGUGCUGUGUGUAAUCACUGCAAGCCGCAGGAGUCUAUGUUUUAUCAGAAAGAAAUCGCCAGUUUAAAUUACUUAGAAGAGAAAUUUUCCCGUCUAUGGACGCAGUGCCAGGAAUGUCAGGGCAGCCUUCAUCAUGACGUGUUAUGUACAAGUCGUGAUUGUCCCAUAUUUUACAUGAGGAAGAAAACCAAAAAAGAUCUUGCCGAUCAAGACAAAGUUGUGGCAAGAUUUGGGAAUUAUUCAUGGUGAAUCUGCCUGGCGAUCAGAUCAUGUUGUUAUUAGCAUUGUAGUUAACCUUUGGGUAUGUUCCCGGAAGUAGCUGGAGCUCUGCCAUUUCCCAAUCGAACAGGGUACUGGAUCUAGUCACCAACCGCAAAGCAUCAAUGGACUGUUUGGAGGGACUGGAAAUAUAAGUCUUAAGUUUUUGUCCCUCCAGACAGUCAUAGAUGCUUUCCGGUUCGCGGCUAGACCCAAUAUCCUGCUCGACUGGCAAAUGGCUAAUAGGAAAUGAAUGCGAUUUUGUAAAUAUUGCAUGUAGCCGUUUGAUUUUACGCCUUUAUAUGUUCUUCUGAAACAUUAAUAUUAUACCUUACAUAUUAUAUAUGUCUGGUGAACAUGUCUGGAAAUGUUAUUUUUCCUAAGCGGAAGACAAUUCAAUACUUCAUCGUUUAACAAAACCUGUGUUCCUUUUGUAAUAUAAUCUGUGACAAUGAGUUAUUUUGAAAUUAUCAUGGGAGAAACUUAACCUGAAUUUAAAACACUUUAAUUUCCUGUAUUACAUGUAGCAAUUCUCAGCUUAUGCUGAUGUAUAUAUGGAACAGAAAUUAUAAUUUAUAAAACAGUUUCCAUUAUUAAGAAUAUAGCAACUCAAACUAGUAAAUUUGAUAGUCGUGUAUAUACUGACUUAUAGCUAAGAAGUUCAAAAUAUUGCAAUUUUUGCAUGUUCUCGAGGAUUUUGGGUUGAAUAUUUCAUCUAAUUUUAAUAAAUGUGGAAAAAUAAUUCAGAUAGAAACAUUGCUAAUCCAGUCGAAAUGUUGAGCUAUCAAGCCUAUCCAUGAAGCGAGAGUAUUUUUCGUCUGCAUCAAGUUUCGAUAAUCCGAUAUCUGUAAAGAGUUAAAUGUAGAAAUUCUCUCAGAAUGAAAGUAAACAUGGCCUGUUGUCAA
Messenger RNA from Dendronephthya gigantea, 4201 nucleotides. RefSeq names its product DNA polymerase delta catalytic subunit-like. Gene Ontology annotation, molecular function: nucleotide binding; DNA binding; 3'-5'-DNA exonuclease activity. Lineage: Eukaryota; Metazoa; Cnidaria; Anthozoa; Malacalcyonacea; Nephtheidae. The transcript is spliced from 22 exons. Gene Ontology annotation, cellular component: delta DNA polymerase complex. The coding region runs from base 78 to 3287 and encodes 1069 amino acids. Gene Ontology annotation, biological process: base-excision repair, gap-filling; nucleotide-excision repair, DNA gap filling; DNA replication proofreading. The record is from RefSeq and is a predicted model, not a curated record.